Messenger RNA from Kwoniella mangroviensis CBS 8507, 969 nucleotides. RefSeq lists its product as uncharacterized. Gene Ontology annotation, molecular function: SNAP receptor activity. Gene Ontology annotation, cellular component: endoplasmic reticulum; SNARE complex. The record is from RefSeq and is a predicted model, not a curated record. The coding region runs from base 1 to 969 and encodes 322 amino acids. Lineage: Eukaryota; Fungi; Basidiomycota; Tremellomycetes; Tremellales; Cryptococcaceae. The transcript is spliced from 5 exons. Gene Ontology annotation, biological process: retrograde vesicle-mediated transport, Golgi to endoplasmic reticulum.
AUGAUAGCUGGUCCACAGGUACCUUCAAUCGAGCUGCCCGAAAGGGCUUCUCCUAUGGCUGUUCAGGCAGCCAGGAAUGCAGCUUCAAAUCAACAUGCCUUGGUCAACUUGAUUCGAUUGGUGAAGUCUCUUGAGGCCAAGGUCAAUUCAGACGACGUGGAUCUAGCGAAUGAGCCGUACACGGCUAAGAAAGAAUGGGAGACUGUGUUGUACACCCGAGCUCUAUUAGAUGCCUUGAAAGAUGGAAAUGAACAAUCAUCAUCAACAUCUUCGAACCUUUCUGUAUUAGACAAGGAACUUUCAUCUGUCGAAUCGUCCUUUCGAAUCCGACUAUCAUCCCCCUUACCUACACCAACUCUCAAUCCAGCUCUGAUCGCUUUACCCAUGACUCCCGACCCAUCUUAUCCUCCCCCUGCAGAAUCCAUCCCAAUAUCCUCUUUCCACUCUUCUCCAAAAUUGACACCACCCACAGUCACCCCAGCUGAGCGAGUUCCGCCUUCCGAUGGAGUAAGGAAAAGGCGAUCUCGUGUAGAUGAAUAUCUUGCUCAAAGAUCUAAAUCAGAUCUCACAGGGUCAGAAGAAGGGCUUUUACCUCUUAAACCUAUCAAGCCGCCAAAACAGAACGUCAAUGGUCAAGGGGAACGAGAAAGUUUGUUAGCUGGAUCAGGACCUGGAAAUGGAUUAGGAUCGGCUCAGUUGCAUGAAGAAUUGGGUGGUCAGCUUGUCGACAUGUCACACCGUUUGAAGUUAAACGCGGUACAUUUUGCCAACUCUCUCGAGAAUGAGAAAUCGAUAAUCGAGAAUUCACAAAACACCUUAGAGAAUAAUCUAACGGUCACUAAAUCAACCAAGAAACACCUCUCGAGCGUAUCUUCAAAAGGUAGAAGUACGACUUGUUUGACCAUCGGCGUGGUCUUAUUAGUUAUGGUCAUGUUCAUCUGGACCUAUAUGCUCAUACGAUUCACGUAA